AUGUCGCCAACACCAUCGCCACCUCUCUCACCAGUUGCUCACAGAUCAGCUGAUCACAAUCCAGUCGUCUCACCUCCUCAAAGGGAUCCACCACCUCCUCCUCCAACACAAUCACUAUCAUCCAGCCAACAACAACAACAACAUCUCACAUUGAGACCACCAAUUCCAGAAAGGAAGAAUCUACCUCAACAAAAGUCAGCAUCAUGUAGCUCACUUCCACCAAAGAUCAGUAGCAUGGCAAGUGCUGCCACUCAACCACCUUCAUCACUGCCACCACACGUUAUCGUGAACAAUCAAGGCAUGCCAUUGUUGGCACCAGUUCAAUCACAGAGUAAACCACCCAAUAGACCUGCACCACCUCCACCCGUAUCAGGUCUUCCCAAACAUUUGGGAACAUUGCCAUCGACACCACCGCCUACGCGACCCAGGACAAAGGGCGUUAACAUGCACACUCGAUCAUACUCAUACGAUCCCAAGGCUGAAUGGAGACCAUCUUCAUCAAUAAUAUCUGUUCCACCAAUCACAAUACUUCAUGGUGGUCCCGCGGCUGGACAAUCAUCCACUGCAUCGGCAGCGGCUACACAGCCCACCCCUCCUCGACGACUAAGUUGUGACACCUCCAAGCUCAACUCAAUGUUAAACAAUAGAUUGUCACUUGGUCUGGCGCCACCAAGUACCAAGCCAUUCUUUGACGACAAGGUGGCAGCGAAUAAUGGUGCGGACGAGUCACGAGCCGAUCAAUCUGGGGCGUCGAUGGUGGCGGGGGACACGCAGGCACAGGAGAAAUUGAACAAGAAGGAACGAAAGAAACAGGAGAAGAAGGAGAAGAAAGAAAAGAAAGAGAAGAAGUCUAAAAAGAACAAGAAGGAUAAUGGUCAUGGCGGUGGAUGUCCCGUGUUUAACAGCACAUUGGACCAGUUGAUGGACUCGCAACGAUGCCAACAGAUGGGUGGCGACGCGACAGUGCCCAUCGUGCUCAAGAUGUUGACCGACUCGAUCAUCGCGAUGGAUGGUGCAUGCACUGAGGGCAUCUUCAGGAUACCCGGCACCGUGUCGGAGGUCAGUCGCAUACGCGGUCGAUUGAACGAGUGGGACUUCACGCUGGACACCACCGACGUGCAUGUUGUGGCCGGUCUGCUCAAGAUGUGGCUACGCGAGUUGGCCGAUCCCGUGGUGCCCAGUGCCAUCUACGAAGAGUGCAUCAGAAGUUCGAGUAGCAAAGAUGAGAGUCUUAGGCUACUCAACUCGAUGCCCGCCAUCAAUCGAGAAGUGAUGUGCUUCAUCGUCCAAUUCCUCAAGUUGUUCUCACAUCCCGAUUACACCUCAAAGUCCAAGAUGGACAUGGACAAUCUUGCAAUGGUAUUCGCACCUGGUCUUCUAAGAUGUCCUUCAUCCGAUCCAAAUAGUCUGUUGGUCAACUCUCAGUAUGAGAAGCAGUUUAUUAGGAAUUUGAUCGAGAUGGUAGAGAUAUAA
Messenger RNA from Acytostelium subglobosum LB1, 1473 nucleotides. RefSeq lists its product as hypothetical. The record is from RefSeq and is a predicted model, not a curated record. Gene Ontology annotation, cellular component: cytoplasm. Gene Ontology annotation, molecular function: GTPase activator activity. The transcript is spliced from 2 exons. The coding region runs from base 1 to 1473 and encodes 490 amino acids. Gene Ontology annotation, biological process: signal transduction. Lineage: Eukaryota; Evosea; Eumycetozoa; Acytosteliales; Acytosteliaceae.